Molecule: messenger RNA, 426 nt
Organism: Cyclospora cayetanensis
Lineage: Eukaryota; Apicomplexa; Conoidasida; Eucoccidiorida; Eimeriidae
Exons: 3
Coding region: 1-426 (141 amino acids)
Molecular function (GO): nucleotide binding
Source: RefSeq, a predicted model, not a curated record
AUGGAUGUUAGCCGUCUUGUCGAGAAUAUGGAUGCAAUGAGCUGUCUCCUCAAGCGACGGGGGGCUGCCAAGGAGGUGCAAGAUGCCUUAGAAGCCAUACCAGAGCUGCUGAGGCGUCUUCGCGGGGUGUCAAGUGAGAUGAACGCUCUCAUGCGAAGGCGGAGGGAAGCAGCAAGGGCACCCCCGCACGAGCAGCAGCAGCAGCAGCCCGAGCCUACUCAGCCCUCUUCCGCAGCUUCCUCGAAAGCCGAGGAGGAAUCUCUUGACGCGCGCUGCAGGGAGGUAGCAGCACAGAGAAGGGAGCUGCAGGAGCAGCUUCAGCAGCGUUUACUUCUUCUCCCCAAUGGCCUGGAUGCCAGAGUAUUAUACCCCACCUUUUUCCUCCUCCUUUGUACCCUCCCUCUCCUUCUUUCUCUCCCUUAUUAA